AUGGAGGAAGUUCAUAGAAAAACAGUCCUCGAAGGUCGAGCUGCUCUUCUAAGAACCAACGAAUGUUUAAAUCGUACCCAGCAAACGGCUCUGGAAACUGAAGAAAUCGGUACUAAUAUCGUACAAGAGUUGGAUUCACAAAGAGAGUCGCUCCUCAGAGCUCGAGAUAGAUUGGUGAACACAGAUUUCGAAUUAACUAGAACCCAACAGAUACUGAGAAUGGCCCAACGUAACGUUUUUACCAAUAAAUUACUGCUUAUAUUGAUAAUUAUAAUGGAAGUUUGUAUCUUAGGGUUCCUUCUGUACUUCAAAUUUGUCCAUAAGUCAUCGUAA
Molecule: messenger RNA, 333 nt
Organism: Planococcus citri (citrus mealybug)
Lineage: Eukaryota; Metazoa; Arthropoda; Insecta; Hemiptera; Pseudococcidae
Gene: Vti1b
Product: Vesicle transport through interaction with t-SNAREs 1b
Exons: 1
Coding region: 1-333 (110 amino acids)
Biological process (GO): vesicle fusion with Golgi apparatus; retrograde transport, endosome to Golgi; regulation of protein localization to plasma membrane
Cellular component (GO): late endosome membrane; Golgi apparatus; SNARE complex
Molecular function (GO): SNARE binding; SNAP receptor activity
Source: RefSeq, a predicted model, not a curated record